Messenger RNA from Microthlaspi erraticum, 1863 nucleotides. NCBI's taxonomy places the organism in Eukaryota, Viridiplantae, Streptophyta, Magnoliopsida, Brassicales, Brassicaceae. The record is from the annotation of a GenBank genome assembly.
AUGGCGAAUCUCAGAGAGAAUUGUGUGAUAAAGUUGAGAGAGAAUCCCAAGAGACGAAAGGAGACGGUUUACGUCGGAUGUGGUGCUGGGUUCGGCGGCGAUAGGCCAGUGGCGGCUCUCAAACUGCUUCAGCGAGCUGCGGAGAUUAACUAUCUGGUCCUUGAGUGCUUAGCCGAACGAACCUUGGCUGAUCGGUGGCUCUGUAUGGCAUCUGGCGGUGAAGGCUACGACCCUCGUGUUUCAGAGUGGAUGCGUUUGUUACUACCUGUGGCUGUGAAGAAAGGCACUUGUAUAAUCACUAACAUGGGUGCAAUUGAUCCCUGUGGGGCUCAGAAGAAAGUUGUUGAGGUAGCCAAUGAAUUAGGGCUCACAAUUUCCGUGGCUGUGGCGCAUGAGGUGCAUGCUGAAACAGGCUCGGAAUCAUCUUUUGGCGGUCAACGUUGCUCUGAGGGGGGUACCAGCACUUAUCUUGGAGCAGCUCCUAUUGUUGAAUGCCUGGAGAAGUACCAACCAGACGUGAUACUUACUUCAAGAGUGGCUGAUGCAGCCUUAUUUCUAGCACCAAUGGUCUAUGAGCUAGGAUGGAACUGGAAUGACUUGGAGCUGCUAGCUCAGGGAACUCUUGCUGGCCACCUUCUGGAGUGCGGUUGUCAGCUCACUGGUGGGUACUUCAUGCAUCCAGGUGACCAGUAUAGGGACAUGGCUUUCCCUCUCCUCCAGGAAUUGUCACUUCCUUAUGCAGAAAUUGGCUAUGAUGGAAAAGUAUGCGUGUCAAAGGCUCAAGGUAGUGGUGGCAUUUUAAAUACGGCUACUUGUGCCGAGCAACUUCUAUAUGAAAUUGCUGAUCCUAGUGCCUACAUUACACCCGAUGUGGUAAUUGAUAUUGGAGACGUUUCUUUCCUUCCCCUGUCAGACUGCAAAGUACAAUGUAUUGGAGCAAAACCAUCUGUCAACACUGCUGUGCCUGAGAAACUCUUGCGGUUGAUUCCAAAGGAGUGUGGUUGGAAAGGAUGGGGAGAGAUAUCUUAUGGAGGACAUGGAUCUAUUCAACGUGCUAAAGCUUCAGAGUUUCUGGUUCGAUCUUGGAUGGAAGAAACCAUUCCUGGUGUUAACCACUGUAUCCUUGCUUAUGUGAUUGGGCUUGAUAGCUUGAAGGCAACAAGCAACGGCGCUGAAUCAUCGUGGCAGUCAUGUGGGGAUAUUAGAUUACGUAUGGAUGGUCUUUUCAAACAGAAGGAACAUGCGGUGCAGUUAACGAAAGAGUUUACUGCUUUGUAUACAAACGGACCAGCUGGUGGCGGUGGAAUUAGUACCGGACACAAGAUGGAGAUUGUUCUUGAAAAGCGUUUGGUCAGCCGUGAAUCUGUAAUGUGGAAAACUGGAGUUGAGCACACCAACAACACAUCAGAGUCAGAGGAGGCCCCUUUAGUUCAUUUUCCAGUUGCUCGAGUGGAACUCCCAAAGAUCCUUAUGGAAAUUCCAAAUAACCAUACAAUGAGAGGCGAUCAAUGGAGGGAUUCAUCUCCUGCUCCAUCUGGCCAGAAGAUCCCACUCUACUCUGUUGCUCAUAGCCGCGCUGGUGAUAAAGGAAACGACAUAAACUUCUCACUAAUCCCACAUUACUCCCCAGAUAUCGAUCGUCUGAAACUCAUCAUUACUCCUAAAUGUGUCAAAAAGGUCAUGUCAGUCCUGUUAUCAACCGAUGAAGAUGUUUCGGUAGAGAUAUACCAUGUUAGAGGCAUUCAUGCUUUGAAUGUUGUCGUACGGAACAUAUUAGAUGGUGGGGUCAACUGUUCCAGGAGAAUUGAUCGACACGGAAAGACAAUCUCAGAUCUCAUCUUGUGUCAACAUGUUGUGUUGUAA